UUUCUGCUCUUAACAGAUUGUCAAGAUUGCCUUAAUAUCCGAAAGGAGGAAAUAAAUUUAAAGCCCUCCACUCAUCCAUCGGCAUCCUCUUUUUUCAACACCAAGUCUCCUCUGUCGCCAAGAAAACUGAUUUCUUUGCCAACGGGCAAUCCCCAGCGACAGCAUCCUCUUUUCCUUUUCCAAAAGGAGAAUCGAAUCCAUUGCACAGCGACGACACGUCUCCACCGAAAUUCCUCAUCAUGACGUCUCCUGAAUGCUCUCUCCAAUCCUAUUCCUACCCAUUCCCAAGCUUUGCUGCUUCCAGAUCUCCCAAAUUUCUCACAACUCCCACGCAACCGCACCGUCAGAGCUUUCCCGGAGCUGACGCCGUAGUCGCCUGUGCCGACCAGGCUCUUGGGCUGCUGCCGCCGCCGCCGCUCCAGCGCAGAGCUACUCAGCGUCCACCUGCUGGUGAGGACGAGCUGGGCGAGCUCGUGAAUUGAAGGCGCCCUGUUCAUACGCUGUUCCAACGAAUCAGUGCGCUCGUGUUGUGCGUGAGGGUUCCAAUGGCGGAGCUGGUGGUCACCAUGGCGAUCCGCCCACUGGUGGCCAUGCUCAGGGACAAGGCGUCAAGCUACCUCCUCGACCAGUACAAUGUGAUGGAGGGAAUGGAGGAGCAGCACAAGAUUCUGAAACGCAGGCUUCCUAUCAUCCUGGAUGUCAUCACUGACGCCGAGGAGCAGGCGACGGCCAACAGAGAAGGGGCGAAAGCCUGGCUCCAGGAGCUCAAGAGAGUAGCCUAUGAGGCAAAUGAAGUCUUCGAUGAAUUCAAAUACGAAGCACUUCGCCGUGAAGCCAGGAAGAAUGGACACUACAAAAAGCUUGGAUUUGAUGUGAUAAAAAUCUUCCCUACUCACAACCGAGCUGUGUUCCGUCAGAGAAUGGGUAGCAAGCUUUGCAGGAUUCUCGAGGAUAUCAAUGUUCUUAUUGCAGAGAUGCAUGACUUUGGGUUGAGGCAGACAUUCUUGGUGUCCAGUCAGUUCAGGCAGACACCAGUGUCCAAGGAGUGGAGGCAAACCGAUUAUGUCAUCAUUGACCCACAAGAAAUUGCCAGCAGAUCCAGACACGAAGAUAAGAAUAAUAUCGUCAACAUACUACUUGGUCAAGCUGGCAAUGCAGAUCUCGCAGUAGUUCCUAUUGUUGGAAUGGGGGGCCUUGGCAAGACCACAUUAGCGCAACUCAUAUACAACGAACCUAAAAUUCAGAAGCAUUUUCAGUUGCAGCUUUGGGUAUGCGUCUCUGAUACCUUUGAUGUGAAUUCUAUAGCUAAAAGUAUAGUUGAAGCAUCCCCCAAGAAAAAUUAUGAUACAGAGAAACCACCAUUGGAUAGACUUCAGAAACUGCUCAGUGGAAAGAGGUACCUCCUUGUAUUGGAUGAUGUCUGGAACAGAGAGGUCCAAAAGUGGGAAAGACUAAAGGUCUGUCUUCAGCAUGGCGGCAUGGGUAGUGCAGUGUUGACAACAACCCGUGACAAACAAGUUGCUGAAAUUAUGGGUGCGGAUAUAACCUACAAUCUCAAUGUUUUGAAGGAUGACUUCAUAAAGGAAAUUAUUGUGGCUCGAGCAUUCAGUUCAGAGAAUGACAAGCCUCCCAAGCUACUCAAGCUGGUUGGUGAGAUUGUGAAGAGAUGUCGUGGCUCUCCUUUAGCUGCAACUGCACUGGGAUCUGUACUUCGUACCAAGACCAGCGUGGAAGAAUGGGAGGCCAUAUCAUCUAGAAGCAGUAUUUGCACUGACGAAACUGGAAUUUUGCCAAUACUCAAGCUUAGCUACAAUGAUUUGCCACCACACAUGAAGCAGUGCUUUGCUUUCUGUGCCAUAUUUCCCAAGGAUUACAAGAUUGAUGUGGAGAAGCUUAUCCAUCUUUGGAUCGCAAAUGGCUUUAUCCCGGAACAUGAGGAAGAUAGUCUUGAAACCAUUGGAAAACAUAUUUUCAGUGAGCUAGCAUCAAGGUCAUUCUUUCUGGACAUAGAGGAAAGUAAAGAAUGGUAUUAUUCUGAUAUGGGAAUUAACUAUUAUUCCAUAACUACAUGCAAAAUCCAUGAUCUUAUGCAUGAUAUUGCAAUGUCUGUUAUGGGAAAGGAAUGUGUCGUUGUAAUUAAGGAACCAAGUCAAACCGAGUGGCUUUCGGAUAGUGCUCGGCAUUUGUUCUUUUCAUGUGAAGAAACAGAAGGUAUUUUGAAUGAUGCUUUGGAGAAGAAAUCCCCUGCCAUUCAAACGCUGAUAUGCGAUAGUCGUAUUGAAAGCUCAUUGAAGCAUCUAUCAAAAUAUAGCUCUUUGCAUGCCUUGAAGCUCUGUUUGAGAACAGAAUCAUUUGUACUCAAACCAAAGUAUCUGCAUCACCUAAGGUACCUUGAUCUCUCAUUCAGUGAAAUUAAAGCACUUCCUGAGGAUAUAAGUAUUCUGUAUAACCUGCAAGUGUUGGACCUUUCGAAUUGUCGUUAUCUUCAACGGCUUCCAAGGCAAAUGAAGUAUAUGACUUCCCUCUGCCACCUCUACACUCAUGGAUGUCCGGAGUUGAAGAGCAUGCCUCCAGGACUUGAAAAUCUCACUAAGCUGCAGACACUCACAGUUUUUGUAGCAGGAGUUCCUGGCCCUGAUUGCAGUGAUGUUGCAGAGCUGCAGAAUUUAAACCUUGGUGGUCAGUUAGAGCUAUGCCAGGUAGAGAAUGUUGAAAAAGCAGAAUCAGAAGUGGCAAACCUUGGAAACAAGAAGGAUCUCACUGAAUUGACAUUAAGAUGGAGUAAGGUUGGCGAGAGCAUGGUGCUCGACAAGUUCGAACCUCAUGGCGGGCUGCAUGUUCUGAAGAUAUAUUCCUAUGGAGGAGAGUGCAUUGGUAUGUUGCAAAACAUGGUUGAGAUCCAUCUUUUUCAUUGUAAAAGAUUGCAAUUUUUGUUCAGAUGCAGUACAUUAUUUGCUUUCUCAAAACUGAAGGUGCUUACACUAGAACAUCUGUGUGGUUUUGAGGGAUGGUGGGAAAUAGAUGAGAGGCAUGAAGAACGGACAAUAUUUCCUGUGCUUGAGAAGUUGUUUAUUAGUAAUUGUGGAAACUUGGUAGCAUUACCUGAACCACAAUUGCUGCAAGGACCUUGUGGCGAAGGCGGUUAUACAUUGGUACACUCAGCGUUUCCUGCCCUAAAGAUCCUCAAAAUGGAACACUUAAAGAGCUUUCAGAGAUGGGAUACGGUCAAAGAGACUCAAGGAGAACAGAUAGUGUUUCCUUGGCUGGAGGAACUAUCAAUUUGGAACUGCCCAAAGCUGAUAGCGUUACCUAAAGCACCAUUGCUUCAAGAACCAUGUAUUGAAGGUGGUUAUAAAUUGGUACGCUCAGCAUUUCCUGCCCUCAAGGUGCUCAAAAUGGGAAGGCUGGAGAGAUUCCAGAGAUGGGAUCCAGUCGAAGGGACAUUGUUUCCUCAGCUUGAGAAAUUAUCAGUUCGAAAAUGCCCAAAUAUAAUAAAUUUACCUGAAGCACCAAAACUCAGUGUAUUAGAAAUUGAAAAUGGCAAGCAAGAGAUAUGCCAUUGUGUAGACAGAUAUUUGUCUUCAUUGAACAAUCUAAUAUUGAAGCUAGAAUACAUAGAAAUAACAUCAGAGGUUGAUUGCACUUCAAUUGUACCGGUGGAAGCCAAGGAUAAAUGGAACCAAAAAUCCCCCCUUACAGUUAUGCAGUUAAGAUGCUGCAACUCAUUCUUUGGAGAAGGUGCACCAGAGCCGUCAGACUAUUUUCUACAUCUUCAAGAGUUGGCAAUUGGUAGAUGCGAUGUGCUCGUCCACUGGCCAGAGAAAGUGUUCCAAAGCUUGGUAUCCUUGAGGAGAUUAGUGAUUAAUAGUUGCAAAAAUCUGGUUGGAUAUGCACAAGCUCCUCUUGAGCCAUCAGCAAUUGAAAGGAGUCAAUGCCUGCCAGGUCUUGAGUCUCUUGCGUUAAAAGAUUGUCCAAGUUUGGUAGAGAUGUUCAAGGUCCCGGCAUCUCUCAAGAUAAUGGAUAUUACGUGGUGUCCUAAACUUGAGUCCAUUUUUGGCAAGCAGCAGGGCAUGUCAGAGUUCAUUGAAGGUUCUUCAUGCAGUGAGGUGGUCGUGCAUGCAGCUGUAUCAGAGUUGCCAUCCUCACCGAUGAAUCACUCUUGUCCAUGCCUAGAAGAUCUGCGGUUACUUCGUUGUGGAAGCUUACCAGCGGUUCUGAACCUGCCUCCAUCCUUAAAGACCUUAAAAAUGUAUGUCUGUAGUAGUAUUCAAGUCCUGGCAUGUCAGCAGGGUGGGCUCCAGAAACCAGAAGCCAGUACCUCCAUAAGCAGAACACCUAUCAUGCCAGAGCCACCAGCAGCAGCAGCAGCGACAGCUGCAAGAGAGCAUUUACUUUCCCCCCAUCUCGAAUGUCUAGUAAUACAGGACUGUGCUGGCAUGUUGGGUGGGACUCUCCGUCUGCCUGCACCCCUCAAGAGACUGGACAUUAUUGGCAACAGUGGGUUGACAUCGCUGGAGUAUCUGUCAGGAGAGCACCCCCCAUCGCUGAAAUACCUUACUCUUGCAGGAUGCAGUACCCUGGCAUCCCUGCCGAAUGAGCCGCAAGUAUACAGGUCUCUCUGGCGUCUUGCAAUUACAGGCUGCCCUGCUAUAAAGAAGCUCCCUAGAUGCCUGCACCAGCAACUGGGCAGCAUCGAUGACGAUUUCAAAGAACUAGAUGCCCGUUAUGAAGUAAUGGCAUUUAAACCGAAGACAUGGAAGGAAAUACCAAGACUGGUACGUGAGCGGAGGGCGGCUGCUCUAGAAGCCAGGAAACGCCAGCAAGUCAUGCAGGAGUAA
Messenger RNA from Hordeum vulgare subsp. vulgare (domesticated barley), 4838 nucleotides. RefSeq names its product putative disease resistance protein RGA4. The transcript is spliced from 3 exons. The record is from RefSeq and is a predicted model, not a curated record. Gene Ontology annotation, biological process: defense response to other organism. Gene Ontology annotation, molecular function: ADP binding. Lineage: Eukaryota; Viridiplantae; Streptophyta; Magnoliopsida; Poales; Poaceae. Bases 546 to 4838 code for a protein of 1430 amino acids.